CGGGCCGGCUCCGCGCGUGUGGCGGGGCCGGGCGGACACUCUGGACGCACCGGCGGGCGGGCAGCUCCUCUCCGUCCCUCCGCGGCUCCCCCUGCCCUCGUCCCCCGCGCUGCCCGGCGGGCAAAGCCGCCCCGCCGAGUCUUAGCAUCUUUUUCUCUCUUCAAAAUUAGGAAGUUUCUCUGAAGUCCAGUUCACCUCCAAGCAUUUAAAGGUUUUGGGACUGUGUUGAACCCUGCACCACCCCUGCUCGGCUGGACCAAAAAAAUACAUGUGAGCAGAAGCUGAAGGCUUUCUUCAAGACCUAAGGCUGAGUGGACUCUGAUCCUGCCCUGGGUGCCUGAUACUGUGAACAAGGACACUGAACCCAGAGAUCCAUUUCCCAUUCCAAGAAAGAUUAUGGCUGAACCAGACUACAUAGAUGAUGACAAUCCUGAAUUAAUUAGACCUCAGAAAUUAAUUAAUCCUGUGAAGUCAUCCCGGAAUCAUCAAGAUCUCCAUAGAGAGUUGCUUAUGAAUCAGAAAAGGGGUCUUGCACCUCAGAACAAACCAGAGCUACAGAAGGUGAUGGAGAAAAGGAAACGAGAUCAAGUUAUUAAACAACAAAAAGAAGAGGAAGCACAAAAGAAGAAGUCAGACCUGGAAAUAGAGCUACUGAAACGGCAGCAGAAACUGGAGCAGCUGGAACUGGAGAAGCAGAAGAUACAGGAAGAGCAGGAAAAUGCACCAGAAUUUGUCAAAGUCAAGGGCAACUUGAGGAGGACGGUCCAGGAAGCAACAGAAGCACCAGACUCCUAGAGCCAACGCCUGCUCAGACUUCAGCUUUCCUGCAGAGAGAGGCUUUUGCAAGUUGUCUCACAUUUGCCCCUCAAGAGGGAAAAUAGCAGCAUCCAGCUGACACUUACAGAAGAUGAGAUUUUUAAUUCCUGGGAUGUGUGGAUUAAAAAGACAGUAUCGCAAACAGAUCGACUUGCCAAAUACAGUCCUGAGAUCAGUGGAUAAGGAGUGUCUUUGUCAGUUCAGAGUCAUGGACCAGGCUGACAUGCUUUCUCAGAGAUUUGAACCAGGGAUACUAGAGAAACUCCUUCACUGUUGCACUGCUUUAACUCUUGUGAUCCUCAUUUAGUGGAGAUACACAGAUUAUAUUUUGCUUUAAAACAGAACAAAAAUCCUCCUGUGGUAUCAAGCUUUGCUGUGCAGGUAGAUUUCCUCCAUCUAGACCCACAGCUUGUGUAUAUCCCACAAUAAUUUGUAUUUAGUUGGAAUUUUUACUAAAUCUAGGAGGAUAUGAGGUGUGCUGAUUACUGCUGCCCAUCCCCACUAGGAUAGGUAGGUGUGGGAAAGAUGAGAAUGCUUAAAAUUCACCAGCAGUGAAAAGUUAAGCAGCCUUAAAGCCCAUUUCUUGCUGUUUGGCAUGUAGAAUUUGGGCUAUGAAAGAGUGAAAAUCUGAUGAUCCUUUCACAGGGAGACUCCAGAGACUGAUUUAUCUCUGUCUGUAAACUUACACUGUUGUGUACAGGCCUGUGAAGUGCUACCUGUGAAUUUACCUCUCAAAGCAAAAUGAUCUGUCUUCUACUUUUCACCUUUUGAAAUCCUGCUUACUUUGGUGUUGUGGCCUUUCUCCAAGGACAUGCUGAACAGAGUACAGUGGUAACACAUCACUUGAACUUGAGUGUUUGAACUCAUUUGCCAGAACUGAUCUGCCAUCAGUUCCUGCUCUCUGCUUGCAGACACUUGUUGCAGUUUCUGCAGUAGAGAAGUGUUUAAACCAGACCAAACCAGUUUACUGAAAUCUACUGAAAUGGAAUUUUUUCCCUAGAGUGAGGCAUAACAUGAAAUCCAUUUUAUCCCAUCCUUCAUUCAGCCUCAAGAGAGAAGGGAAGUGUGCUACCACUGAGACUUCGGGUCCAAUUCUGUCAUCUUCUGCCUUUCCACAAGUUACCCUGGUGACUUGCCAUUACAUAAAAUAUUGCUCAGCUUGCACGGGGAUGACAGAAUCUGAUCCUCCAUGCUUAUGACUACUAGUUAUCCAGGAAAGCCUGGGAUGAGGAGAGGGGAACAGAUUGCUCAUGUGGGGUUAUGGGAUUGGAUUCUUACCUAAUGUGAGUGGGUGCAGAUAUAUCCUCACAAUCUGGGGAGAAAUCCUCAUCUUCCUUGGUGGGAGCAGUCCUAGCUCUCACUGAAACUGUGUUCAUACAAACCUGCUGAGGAUCUAAUCCCUAGCCUUUGCCUUAGGAUGCUAAACACAAUAAAAUUUCUACUUUGUAAUUACAUUGGACAUAACUGUUUGAGAACACUUUUUAUUAAUAUCAGCAGUGGCAUGUUUGUGUUGUAAAGGUGUGGUGGAGGGUUGUUGGUUUGGUUUUUAUAGUUCCUUUUGCCUUUCCUGUAAGUAUUGGACAUUUUAAAUAUAAUUUCAGAUUAGCACUUGGGACAAAACACUCACAAUUAGAAAUGUUUCCUAGAUACAGAUUUUAAUUUGUUAAGAUACAGGCAUUUUUUGUGAGGACAUAAUCAGAUUGAGGGUAAAUUGAAUUGUGAUAAGCAUAUUGCCAUUGAUUUAGACUUGCAGUGUGACUCACGUCUAGAAGAUUAAAUGUGAAGAUGCUCUAACAGACUGCUCAGAUGAUGGACAUACAAAAGACAAAGGCCAAAUGUAAGACUCUUCCAUGUAUUAUCUCAACAAAGGAACACCCUGAAUGCUGCAGGUUCUUCCCUCUGUCCUUCCCUUCUCCUGGCAGGAGAGGAUCUUCUCUGGCAACACAUCAUUCCAACACUUGCACUGAUUUUGUUUCCUGUUGUUGAGACAGCUCUGUCUGAGCCUUCCAUGCCUCACUCAUGGUUCAUGUUAGCUGUUCCCAGCCUACCAAACAUUCUUCCUCUUGGUUUCAGCUCACAUUAACCUUCUGCUCAGUCUGGAAAAGUCUAGGAGUGAGUGAGGAAACCUCCUUCUGGCUUGAGCAGACCAAUUAGUGUUAGCCAUUUCCUCUUGGUGAUCAUGGCAAUCCCACCACACGUGCACAGUGAAGUGACAUCAGUGGCACUGGGAAUGGUGGGGGACAAAGACCCCCUUCUUGUCUUAAGUGGGUGUGGUGGAUUGGGCCCUCAAGGCUGAAGGCAGUCUGCUUUCUCCCCACAUUAGCUUCUGAUCCAGGGUAGAGUUUCUCUUUCUGAAACACAGGAGGCCAGAAAACUCCCUUGUACAUACAGCAUGAAAUUGAUUUUUGUUUUUCAUUGGAAUUAACUCUGUGUGAACAGAACAUCAACGUGUGUGUUAGAACAUCUGUGAAUCUUGCUAAUCCUUUUGUGUAGGAACCCCAGCCACCUUCAUAUCAAUUUUGACAGGCAAAAGCUUGUAUUUGAAGUCAGGAUUGGGCAACCCUUCAACAGGUGGCCAGUUAGUCACACCAUAAGUGUCCUGUGCAGCUACUCAAGUAAGAAUCUGCUUGGCAGUGAGCGUAAGCAAUUCCUGCUCUGCCCUUCAGCUGUAUGAGUUUUGAAGCAAUCCAGCAAAUACUUCAGUGAUCUGAAAAUUGCUCACUUACCACUUUGUACUUUUUUAAAAACUCUUGCUUUUGAUAGUAUAGUAGUAAAUUUUUUAGCAUUUUUGUGGCUUUAACAUUGUUAAUAUCUGCACUUGUUUGAGUGUACAUAUAUAAAUAUAUAUAAAUAUAAAAAGGGAGCCUUAAUGGAUUUGUUUUCAUAAUUUAAUAUUUUUUGUAUUUGCUCUUGUAUAAUUGUUUUUAACUAAAGGUAUUACAAGAAUGAGGGUGGAAUACUUAGAACCAAAGUUAUGCUUAAUAAAAUCUACUACAUGCUUGGUGUA
Messenger RNA from Prinia subflava (tawny-flanked prinia), 3823 nucleotides. RefSeq names its product family with sequence similarity 107 member B (gene FAM107B). Lineage: Eukaryota; Metazoa; Chordata; Aves; Passeriformes; Cisticolidae. The record is from RefSeq and is a predicted model, not a curated record. The transcript has 6 exons. Bases 397 to 795 code for a protein of 132 amino acids.